Brettanomyces nanus is the source of this 3210-nucleotide messenger RNA. RefSeq lists its product as uncharacterized. NCBI's taxonomy places the organism in Eukaryota, Fungi, Ascomycota, Pichiomycetes, Pichiales, Pichiaceae. Gene Ontology annotation, molecular function: SUMO-specific endopeptidase activity. The record is from RefSeq and is a predicted model, not a curated record. Gene Ontology annotation, cellular component: cytoplasm; nucleus. The coding region runs from base 1 to 3210 and encodes 1069 amino acids. The transcript has a single exon. Gene Ontology annotation, biological process: protein desumoylation.
AUGAAGAGGCCCUACAAGGCCGAGCCUUCAAGAAUUCUUAGGUCAUCCCACCGAAUCAAUAACAGAAAGGCUUUCAGGUCUUUGAAAGUCUCACGGCAACGCGCUUUGAAACCAUCUGAUACACUUACCCCAUCAAUCUCUAAUAUCACCGAUUCCACUCUGUCAGGGCCUCAGACUAUUCAUGUACCUUCGUUGCCUAAAGAAGUUGUCAGUACCCUUAGUUUUCUGGUAUCUCAGAUUUCCUUAUCUCAUGGCGAAGCCAAGAUUCCAUCUUCAACAACAUCUGAACUGGAGUGUACCGAUACUGAUAUUGUCCUAAGUAAUACGCAGGAGUCUACACUUGUCAGCAUUCUUUUUGAGAAAGUUGAGAGGAUCACUAUAAGCAGCUUUCGAGCCUCGUAUCCUAUUGCUCUAUUCUUAAAGGUCAGAAAUCCUGUUCAGUGCAGGUUGCAGGGUCAUUCUUAUAACCUCACUAAGCUUGGUAUACAUAUACGGCCCUGUAGAAGGGAGAAGUACGACGCCUUUGUUUUAAUGUUAAAGAAGGCUGUCCCUUCACUGAAAAUACAUACACCACCGAGGAUAAAAGUCAUACCAGGACCGACGUCUCCCCUGAACUUCUAUGGUCAGUCUAAGGAGGUCGCUAGUCUUAAGCCAGCAACUCAUUCUAAAGACCAGAGUGUUAGUGAUAAGAAUUUCUGCAUUCCCGUUAAGGUUGACAUGCCAGUAAAGGAACGCUCUCACAGAAACAUUAAUUAUCAUACGUUUAAGGAUGUGGAUUCUCACGUGAAUGGUGAAGACGGCGAUGAUGACAGCUUUUUCGACAGCAUAAUUUCAUUACACAGUGAUAUUACCAUGGAGGAUGUUCCUCUGAGUGAGCAGAUAGUUUUCAGGCCCAACUUGAAGUACACAAUUGACUCCAAAAAGACAAUGGUGAUUACAAACAAUGAUUUCAAGUGUCUAUACAACGGAAAUUGGGUCAACGACUCUAUCGUGGAUUUCUUUCUCAACUACAACUUUAAUCAGGCUAAAAGGGCUGGCUCUUUAGACAGGUUCAAGAUUGAAAUCUUCAACUCGUUUUUUUUUUCUCAGCUGACUAGAGAUUCAACACCUCCUGAAGACUGCUACAAGAACGUCAGGAGCUGGUUCAAAAAUAAUGAUACUCUAUUCGACGACGAUUACAUAAUUAUUCCAAUCAUGGCUGAUCUUCAUUGGUUUUCGGUGAUCAUCGUAAAUCUUCCCAAGAUCAAAAGGAUGCAUCUUAUGCAGAGAUCUGGGGUCACCAAGUACGAUCAUGAACAUGAUUCAGAACAUGACCGAGAUCAUCAAUUCACAUUCAAAUCCAAGUCCAAGUCCAAGUCCAAGUCCAAGUCCAGCAUACCCAAAGAAAAUGGGUUACUUCCUGACAGUGAAGAUUCCCCAAAAUGUGGGUAUAUCUUUGUGUUGGAUUCGCUUCGGAAAGCACAUCCCAACAUUGGGCUUUACCUAAAGAAUUUUCUCGUUGGGUAUGCUAAGGACAAAUAUGGGUUUGAAUUGGAGGCCAGUGAAAUCAAGAAGAGAAGAAGUGCUAUACCACAACAGAAGAAUUUCAAUGAUUGCGGGCUGCAUGUCAUUUACAACUUGAACAUUUUUUUUAAAGACCCUGAAAAGUUCAGGAUCAAAGUGUUAUGGAAGACUUUUCGGCCAAACUUGGAAAUGUUUGAUCCACAAGAAAGGAAGAAUAUGAGAAUGGCGUUGAGAAAUGAACUUCUCGAGCUAUUAAAGAAGCAGGUAAAAUCGGAGGGUAGAGAUAUCAGUAUGAUUGGUAAAGAGACCAACAGAAUGAUUGAAGAGGAGAAAAUUGAAAUCAAACAAGCUGAAAAGGAAAAUGUUAAUAAGAAUAAUAAUGAAACUGAUGAUGAUCUAAUGAUCAUAGAGGUUACACCGCCACCAAAAGAAAAGGUUGAAACAAGUUCAAAGCAAUCAUCACCUUUGGUUCCGGCGUCACUAAGUUUUCCUGUGAAGCUGAAAUACACUAACACUCUGGUUCCCUUAUCACCCAAGCGUUACAAAUCUCCGGUAGUUCCUGAGAAGAAGCAAGAUGAAAUUAAAGAGGUACAGCUUUUGAAGGCUUCAGGAGAAGUCCCGUCAUAUAAGACCUUAUUUGAGGAAAAGAGGAAUGGAAAUGCGACAAAUAAGAUAAAGGAAAUGACUCCGGAACCAAAGUCAGAAAAGGUCAGCGACAAUUCUAAUAAUCCCUCUUCUUUCAAAUUAGUGAAGCCUGUGAAGCUUGCCAAAGAGAAAGAAUCGCCGGUUCCACACCCAAGCAAUGUCGAGAGAUCUUUAGUCUUUGAAGAUAAAUUUAAAGAGGGUGCCUCCAUUUUGAGGUUUUCUUCAACUUCUUCUCAGGCAGAUGACGUAAAAGUUUGGAAAGAAAUCAGUAUCAUUCCCGAUGAUGACGGCAAAGAGAAAAGUGAAGCGAAUCAUACUGAGUCCCAGCCAGAAUCCAAAGGAUUCGCACCAACGUUCAAGGGAAGAGCACUUCGUAAUCAAGGAAGGGUUAAUUAUUAUGAAGCGGAAUUGGAGAAAGAAGGCAAAAAUGCUUCAUAUACGAUUAAACACAGGAUAAAAGCAAAGAUAAAACGAUCAGAAGAAAGAAUGAAUGAAAAUAAAGGGAGUGUUUCUCGGAGUUUGUCCCCUACUCUAGAUCACGAUAAGAAGGAGAAAGGAACCAAAACUGAAUAUAUCAAAAAGUCUAUGGGCAGAGGGGGAAGCAAAAGUAUAAGAAAAGGAAAGGGUAGUGAAGAAGUAUCAGAUUACUAUACUUGCACUGCAGUUACUCCUGUUAAACUCACCUCUGACACACCGAAGUCUAAGGAAUUUCCGGAGUCUCCUUCAAAAAGAGGAAAGGGACAAGAUUUUACUGCAAAACCAGUGUAUGUCUCGAAUAAGCAGCCAUUUGAAUGGUUGCAGACUGGCUCAAAAGCUGAUGAGGCACAGCAGCUUGGAACUGCUUCUGCUUCGCCUAAAGGACAAUUUGGUGUCCUAGGUUCCUUCUCCAAUAAAAAAGGAGGAGCGAGCAGUGGCCAUGGUCGUGGUCGCGGUCGCGGUCGUGGUCGUGGUCGUGGUCGUGGCAGUAGUAACGAGCGUGGUCACCGGGGCAGGUCCAAGAAGCGAAAGGUCCUAGAAGAAUUGGUGGUAGAAGUGGAGUCCCCAAGCUACGAAACAUUUUGA